AUGGCUAGCGCCGCAGACGAAUCUGCAUCGAGUGGGAGUGAGAGUGGAGCCGAGGGUAUUGGAACUUUGCCGAACAAACCCAACAUUGCAAUUGAAGCCUCGGCAGAAGCUAGUCAAGUCACAAACGAUGAAUCCGAAAGCAUCAAACCUAUCGACGUUGCGGAAACUACUGUUGUUGAAACCCCGCCCUUGCUACUGGCUAUGUUGAAGCUACCCAAGUUACCCAAGUGGUUCAUGGAACGAAUAUCCCAGCUGAGGAAUAUGAACAGAGAAUAA
This is a messenger RNA of Spizellomyces punctatus DAOM BR117, 276 nucleotides long. RefSeq lists its product as uncharacterized. The record is from RefSeq and is a predicted model, not a curated record. Lineage: Eukaryota; Fungi; Chytridiomycota; Chytridiomycetes; Spizellomycetales; Spizellomycetaceae. Bases 1 to 276 code for a protein of 91 amino acids. The transcript has 2 exons.